Nannospalax galili (Upper Galilee mountains blind mole rat) is the source of this 5287-nucleotide messenger RNA. It is a transcript of the gene Rcor1, whose product is annotated as REST corepressor 1. Bases 194 to 1342 code for a protein of 382 amino acids. Gene Ontology annotation, molecular function: transcription corepressor activity. The record is from RefSeq and is a predicted model, not a curated record. NCBI's taxonomy places the organism in Eukaryota, Metazoa, Chordata, Mammalia, Rodentia, Spalacidae. The transcript is spliced from 12 exons. Gene Ontology annotation, cellular component: transcription regulator complex; histone deacetylase complex. Gene Ontology annotation, biological process: negative regulation of DNA-templated transcription; regulation of transcription by RNA polymerase II.
GGCCGCCGCUUCUGCCGCCUCCGCCGCCGCCUCGGCCGGUGCCGCCUCCGCCUCGGCCGGCGCCGCCUCGGCCGCCAAUAAUGGGCAGAAUAAAAGUUUGUCGUCCGCGGCGCCCAACGGGAACGGCGGCAGCAACUCCUGGGAGGACGGCAGCUCGGGCUCGUCCAGCGACGAGGAGCACGGUGGCGGCGGCAUGCGGGUGGGACCCCAGUACCAGGCGGCGGUGCCCGACUUCGACCCGGCCAAACUGGCAAGGCGCAGUCAAGAACGAGACAACCUUGGCAUGUUGGUCUGGUCACCUAAUCAGAAUCUAUCAGAGGCAAAACUGGACGAGUACAUCGCCAUCGCCAAAGAGAAGCACGGGUACAACAUGGAGCAGGCUCUUGGAAUGCUCUUUUGGCAUAAGCAUAAUAUUGAAAAAUCAUUGGCUGACUUGCCCAACUUUACCCCCUUCCCAGAUGAGUGGACUGUAGAAGAUAGAGUCUUGUUUGAGCAAGCCUUUAGUUUUCAUGGGAAGACUUUUCAUAGAAUCCAACAAAUGCUUCCCGAUAAAUCCAUAGCAAGUCUGGUCAAGUUCUACUACUCUUGGAAGAAGACAAGAACUAAAACCAGUGUGAUGGAUCGUCAUGCUCGGAAACAAAAACGGGAGCGGGAAGAGAGUGAGGAUGAAGUGGAGGAAACAAAUGGAGGUAACCCCAUCGACCCUGAGGUUGGUCAAGCCAAGGAAAGCAAGAAGGAGGUGCCCCCUACUGAGACAGUCCCUCAGGUCAAAAAAGAAAAACAUAGCACACAGGCUAAAAAUAGAGCAAAAAGGAAACCUCCAAAAGGAAUGUUCCUUUCUCAAGAAGACGUGGAGGCUGUCUCUGCUAACGCCACUGCUGCUACCACGGUGCUGCGACAACUAGACAUGGAGUUGGUCUCCAUCAAACGACAGAUUCAGAAUAUCAAGCAGACGAACAGUGCUCUUAAAGAAAAGCUUGAUGGUGGAAUAGAACCUUAUCGGCUUCCAGAGGUCGUUCAGAAGUGCAACGCACGUUGGACCACAGAAGAGCAGCUCCUCGCCGUGCAAGCAAUCAGGAAAUAUGGACGAGAUUUUCAAGCAAUCUCAGAUGUGAUUGGGAACAAGUCAGUGGUACAGGUGAAAAACUUUUUUGUAAAUUACCGACGCCGCUUCAACAUAGAUGAAGUUUUACAAGAAUGGGAGGCAGAGCAUGGGAGAGAGGAGACCAACGGGCCCAGCAGCCAGAAACCCGUCACAUCCCCAGACAGUUCUGUCAAGAUCCCUGAGGAGGAAGAUGAGGCUGCUUCCGUCCUCGACGUAAGAUAUGCAUCUGCCUCAUGAGAACUGCUGGCAGCUUUGAACACUUGGUAUGACUACAUGUUAUCCAGGAUAUCAGGUAUUACACGACAUCACCUAGCCAUCUGCAUCACAUCUCUGUGGACAAGCAGCUAUUACCAAAAAAAGGCAUACACUUCCAGUCCUGUGCUACAUCUGCCUUAAUUCUUUGCUCGUUCCUCCAUGUUGGCACGACUUCCCAGAGAGCUCCAUUGCAUCUCAUUCUGCCUAAGGGCUGGGGAACCCACAGCCUGCACACCUCCCUCAAGUCUGGGGCCUGCACACUUCCUUCGAGUCUGGGACUCUCCCUCCAGUUGGCUCCCUGAGCCCCGUCAGUGGCAGCUCUCCCACUCAGCAGCUUCAGAACAGGUAGUCUUGAAAGGCCCAGCUCUGUCCUGCAUGGCCUGAAGUUUCUAUUUUGUGCAUAGCAUAAGUGUCAAGGCCCCAAUGGCCUUCAAGAAAAUUUCUCUUGUUCUUUCUGGGGCAGCCACCUAAGGACAUCAUGCUUCUUUGGAAAUCAGUGCAUUGGCAGACGAACAGGUAUAACCUGCCUGUAUCCUGCCAAGUUUCCAGAUACAACUGUUUCCCUAAACAGGGUAGAGUUAUGGUUUAUAAGUUAGGUGGUUCCUCUCCCCUUCUCUCUGCUAAUUCUCUCCCUUUUCUCCCUUUCUAAGUGGUAAAAGCUCAUUUGCAGCAACUGUCUUUGGACACGGUAGCUUAAUGGGAACGUGGACCUCAGCGCUUUCUGCCUUCAACUUCCAGCAUUAUAGUCCCAGGGUGUGGGUUCACCCCACCUUUCCCUGAUCCCCCAGCUACCACUAUCACCACCCAACUCCGAGAGAUUUGGUUCAUAUCACUGUACCUGGUGCUUGUACCUUUGGAAUUGGUGCCUUCUCCUUUGGCAACCACGUUAUUGAUUCCUUUUCUGUUCAAGUGUCUUAUUUCAAGUUUAUUGCUUGCCAAAGAUGACAUCAUUGAGGUGUAGGAGAUGAGGGAGCUUCUGCAGAUUUGACAGAGUGCAGAUUUUAAAUGUCAGGUCAGCUCAGUAAAGGAUCUGAGGAUGGCUAGGAUGGUUUUGUAGAUGCUGUAUUACCAGUAGGUCCCUUCAUGGUGUGCCUGGCCUAUUGUAUGUCACUCCGUGUGUCCUUUUGUGUCAUUCAUGUACCAGUGUGGUCACACACACACGUAUACCAUCCCCUCUCUUUUAAUAGCAGAGUACAGGACAAAAAAGUGAUGGAUGUAUUGGUCAGUGAGACCGAGAUGAAAAGAAAUAAUCUACAGAGUGAUACGUAAUGCCUGUUGGCUGGACUGGGAACAAGUAAAGUUUUCUAAUAAAUGUUCUGAGACUUCCAGAGUCACUUUUGCUCUCCUGACAGACUGUGGGCCUGCUGGGGUAGGAAGCAGAUGGUCAACCUGUGUUCUAGCACCUGUGGCCAGUUCAGACUGUACUAACCAUGCACAAAUUAUCUUUUGUUCUCAGCAUUUGAAUUUUUUUUUUCUGCUUUCAAUACCAAAAAAGAAAAAAAAGUAGAUGCUUUAAGGUAUAAACAGAAUUUUAAGAAUUUAAAAUAUGCAAUUGAAAUUUGAUGUAUUUUGAUUCCCAAGCACCUUUUUUUUUAAAAAAAAAAAAAAAAAAUCAACUGAUUUUUCUCUUUAGAAAGAGGUUCAGCUCUAGAAACCUAAGUUUUCUGGGUUGUGCAUUUUUUUCUGAGAGGUCUGGAGAAAGGCCGUUCCUGGGGGGAGUGCAGGGGGCUUUCUUCGUCCUGUCCCGUGCGUAUGGUGUCUGUUGGUCAAGGAGAGUCUGUAGAAAGCAGCACCAGGGGCACAGCCCACACCGCCCUGCCUGGGGACAGAGCGGAGUAACACUAGUAACCAGUCAAAUUUCCCUGUUCUUAUCAAACCUGCUGUGGAAGGAAGGGUGGAAGGAAAACAUGGGAUGGCUCAGCCUAGGUUUUGCCCGUCGCUUGCUCACAGGGACACUAAGGCACUUGCUAAAGCCGCUGCCUGACUUGUUCUUUAUCCCUGUUCUCCCUCUGGAGCAGGAGCAGGCUGUCUUGCUCUGUCAAUGGCUCUCUCUGCCCAGGCUAUUUUCCUUAGAAUCUAUUCCCUUUUGGCAAUGCCUAGACUUUAUGCUCAUCCUGGGUGGUGAGGCAGGCAGAGCAGCUGUGCCAGGCACCACACUGGGCUCUGCAUGCCGCUUACUUGGCUCCUGGAGUCAUGUGCUGGUAUGACUAGAACCAUGGUAGCUGAGUUCUGGCUUUUUCUCCAAAGGAAAGAGACAUGCCAUUUUCAUUUGAUAGAGGGGGAAAAGUGGUCUUUCCCGGCUCCUGUUGCAAUAGUCUCAUGUUUUAAACUUUAUUUUUUCAUUACAUAGUCUUUGCAGUGAUGUAAAUGCAAGAAAUCGCUUAGCUUUCAAAGCUGAGCACUCUGGUCUUGUAUAUGCAAAGACUGUUGACUAUGUCAAAACUUAGGUGCGUCAGCAGGUCGGGUUUGGGGCACAAUGCCUGCUUCUGAUGGCGUGUCACUUAAGCUUUGUGUUCUUAGAAAUUAUCAAUGUGAAUGUCAUAACUAUAUAUUUUUUGUUGGAAAAAUCUCCUAAAUAUAAGUUAUUGUGCAAAAUAUAGUAUCAUGGACACAAAUAAUAGUCUAACUUCUAGUUUAGAGAUCCCUAAAAGAUAUAAAUUGUAUUGCAAAUGCAUUAAAGUCUGUUUAUUUAAUUUUAUGUAGAUGUGUAAAGUGUUAGGUUAAAAAUUCUUUUCACUUAAUCCAUUUAAACACCUUGUUACUUGAAUAUUGUGUUGACUGGUCAGCAGCAGUGAUAAUUCUGUGAUAUAGCUCUUUAACCGGGGAGUCUCCAUGCCUGUUGUGCUGAUUAGCUUAGGGUGGCACACAGACAGGUGCUCUGUCAGCAGGAGCCAGAGGCUAGUGUAACACACCACUGCACUGUCUCACUUCUUUGUCAGGACAGCUCCCUGAAGGAUGGUUUCUGGUAGUUUUUAUAAGACGCUAUAAUGGUCACAAACCUCUAAUCAAAAAACAAAAGGCGAAAAAGCUUACUGUGGUGGGCCAAUUGAGCAGUUUUCUGUUUAGAGACAAUUUCCUCAGUGCUACACACCACUCUGAGUGUGCUUGUUGUCACUUUAAAUUCCAGCUAUACCCUGCUUUUUUCACUAUCAGAUGUACUAUUGGUAUGAUUGCACACCAAAAAUAAGCCAGGCGGUACGCUGCACUAACUGGGUCCUGCCCUCGUGUGAGAGAGCAGAGGCGGAGCCAACUCCAGCAAGCUGGCCUUUCUCUCGCAUCUGGCCUGUUUCUACAUGCAGUGACCCAGGAUUCAGGGUUUAGUAUCAAGUAGCCCAGAUUGACUCAAGGUAGUUAGAUCAUCUGAACCUAGUGAUCUUGUGCAGUGCCCUUUCCGCCACUCCCUGGAUCUUUGCAGCUUUUCCUGUGUAGUAAAGCACAAUUGCAGGAACGUUACAGUUCAGAAGGAAGGUCAGUAGAGUCUAUGCAUGUUGUAAAAUAAUGAGUGUUUACAGCACCUUCUCCUAAAACAAAAGUUUAUACUGGAGUGCAUAGUAUCCCAUUAUGUAGACUUAAAAUUUGCUAAGUGCUUUUUAGAUUGCUUAAAUUUUUUCAAGAUUUUAAAAGAUGUAUAAGGUUAAGUUUGCAAAUAUAAUGGAAAUGCUGUAUAUCUUUUGAAGUGAUAAAAUCCAAGUUGAGAUUUUAAAGAAACUAUGUUGUAAUAAUGCUGUUGUAAGUACUAUUUUCAUGUCUGCUUGUUUUCUAUUUCAGCACACUCAUUGUGGUGAAUGUCCAUAGCAUUAUAAUUGCUUAGCCAUUGAAUUAUAACAUUUGUUAGUGAAAAAUGGAAAUUUUAUUUGUGAAAUUCUGCAGAAUUCAUUUUUCUAUUUCCAAUAUUUGCUGGUUAAAUAAAAAUUUUCAAGCCAUUGA